Molecule: messenger RNA, 1558 nt
Organism: Phragmites australis (common reed)
Lineage: Eukaryota; Viridiplantae; Streptophyta; Magnoliopsida; Poales; Poaceae
Product: probable tetraacyldisaccharide 4'-kinase, mitochondrial
Exons: 7
Coding region: 84-1292 (402 amino acids)
Biological process (GO): lipid A biosynthetic process
Molecular function (GO): ATP binding; lipid-A 4'-kinase activity
Source: RefSeq, a predicted model, not a curated record
GGCCCAACAUCAACGAGGCCCACCACUUUCUCCUGUCCUUCCUUCCUUCCUUCCAUCCCUUCUCCGGCCGCCACUCAACGGGGAUGGACGACAAGGCGAGGCAACUCAUUGCUCGCCUCGCCGCCGCCCCGGACUCCGCCGUCCCACACCUCCCCUUCCUCCACCGUGCCCUCACCCUUCCCAUCCUCUCCGCCGCCUCCGCCGUCCUCCGCCUCUCCCUGCUCCUCUCCUCAUCCCGAUUCCGCCCGCGACGCACCCUCCCCGUGCCCGUUGUCAGCGUCGGCAAUCUCACCUGGGCCGGUAAUGGCAAGACCCCUAUGGUCGACUUCUUGGCCCGCAGCUUCCACCGCCUCGGCAUCUCGCCCCUCCUCCUAACAAGGGGUUAUGCAGGCGGCGAUGAGCCAAAGAUGCUCCGGAGGCGCCUUUCCGAUACUUCAGCCAAGAUUGGGAUCGGCGCAAAUAGAGCAGCCGUGGCUUCUUCCAUGCUGAAAAAAUAUGGCUACAUCCAUCAUUCUUACACUUUCUGCACUGAGAAGAAUCAUUCAUCAACCUGCAACCUGGAAUCUGGCAAAAUUGGAGUAGCCAUACUAGAUGACGGCAUGCAGCAUUGGAGCUUGCUUCGAGAUGUCGAGAUUGUGAUGGUUAAUGGGUUGACACCGUGGGGGAACACUCAUUUCAUACCACGAGGACCCAUGAGAGAACCUUUGAGCGCACUUGGUCGAGCUGAUAUUGUGGUCAUUCAUAAUGCUGACCUGGCUUCUGACAUGCAACUUAAAGCUAUUAAGUCUACUCUUGAGGAUAAUGGCGCGACAUGCUCAGUGUUCUACAGUCGAUUGACUCCAUCACAUAUUUUUGAAGUUAACCAUCCAUUACAGAGACUUCCUCUUAACGUGUUGAAUGAUAAGAUUGUGCUAUGUGUUUCUGCAAUUGGCUGCCCAGAUGCUUUCAUUCAUACAGUCAGGGAGAUUGGUCCACUCAAAAUUGACAGGCUGGAUUUUAGUGAUCACCAUUUCUUCAAUGCUCAUGACCUAAAAAUAAUCCAGGAAACAGUGAGGAAUCUCGUGGAUCAGCAUAACAAAGAUACCAUUGUCUUAGUUACUGAGAAGGAUUAUGACCGUGAUCCUGAGGCCCUUAGAACACUGGAUGCAAAGGUUUGGGUGCUGUCUUCUUCUUUGCAGAUUAUGCCUCACAAGGAACAGGGACAAGAUGAAUUUAUGAGGAGAGUUAAGGAGAUCAUCGCAGUUACUGGGCGUGGAAAGUUACGUACGGUAGAUGGAGCCACGAGUUGCUGAUUGGUGUCGUGUCGUUAGAUAUAUUCUAUUCUAGUAGCUGAAAACAUGUAAAAGCAAAACAGUUUCGGCAGUAGGGUCUGCUACUCCAGCUAGUACCAUGUUGGAUAUGAACAUUAGCAUGCAGGAUGUAGUUUUUCUUGCAAUUGGAAUUGGGUCAGUGAACUGAAAUCGUAAGUUAACCUGAACCGGAGGAUCCAACAGAGAGUGAUGUGGUACCUUCUCGAUCGUCUGCUACAAUAUAUAGCUGCUCCUACUGCCCUUGCGUU